Messenger RNA from Brienomyrus brachyistius, 6691 nucleotides. RefSeq names its product ST8 alpha-N-acetyl-neuraminide alpha-2,8-sialyltransferase 4 (gene st8sia4). Gene Ontology annotation, molecular function: alpha-N-acetylneuraminate alpha-2,8-sialyltransferase activity. The record is from RefSeq and is a predicted model, not a curated record. The coding region runs from base 1705 to 2868 and encodes 387 amino acids. The transcript has 5 exons. Gene Ontology annotation, biological process: oligosaccharide metabolic process; N-glycan processing. Lineage: Eukaryota; Metazoa; Chordata; Actinopteri; Osteoglossiformes; Mormyridae.
UGUGUAUAUAUAGCAGCAAGGUAUAUAAAAUGUGCACAAACCACCAUAUAGUGCAAAGACAGUACACAUAGUGCAGACGAGUAAACACAGUACAAGCAAAUUCAAAAAGUGAAUGGUAUAUGAGAGUCUUGAAAAGGAAUAUAAAGGAAUGACCCUGCCCUCUUUAAAGGAAAAUCAAGACCUCUUGAUUUCACUGCAGGGUCCUCGAAGAAAGAUCAGUACUCCAUUGUAAUACUCUUACGAGGACGGUACAUAUACAGAUAAGUUUUAUUUGUCACACGGUGUACAUGUGUUCUGUGAUGCCGUUUCUGCCAUCUUGAUGGGGUGUGCUCAGAAGAGAAAAUGUCUCAUAAAGAAAUGGCAUGAAAAAUAAAUUAAGAAUAAAAAAAAAAUAAAAAUAAGAAAUUUAAGCAGAAUCCAUAAGAAUAUAAGGAAGCUCUUAUGUCGAUACAUAAAUGAUAAGUAAAGGGAUACUAUAAUUGCGUUUUGUUACAGUGAGUAUGUUUGUAUUGUUGUUAAGUUAUGGUAAUAAUGUCUAUAUCCUAGAACGCUAAUGCUAAGUAUUUAAGAUUCCACCCCAUUUUCGUCUGUUAUCUAGAGUGGCUCUCCUCUCUGCAUUUUCUACCUAAUCUCUACACUAUAAAUGAAGUUCACCUUUUGUCAGCCUUAAGAAGCCAUCCAUCCAUCUUCUAGCCACUUAUCCUGGACAGGGUCGCGGGACCUUAGGAAUCCAUUCCGAGGGUAUUAUGUUCACAAGCAGAGCAUUUAGGUACUUCAGAACUUAACAAUUAACUCGUUUCCUUGGACUCCUGUACUGUGUUGAUAAUACAUUUUUUUUGUUGCAUUGCUGUUGUAGGACAGCAGAGCCCUGUUUUGCAUCGUAUAUACUUGAACCCUCUCUUGCAGCAUACAUGCUUUGUGCUUGCUGUUCUACAAAAUUAUGUUGUUUCUUUCUCUUGGUAGGGUUGUGUAUCAUUCUGUGGUAAAUUAAAUUUCUUUGUACUGCAGUCCUGUGCACUGGGCUGACAGCUGCCUUAGCUGUGCGACUAUGAAGUUUUCAUAAUAAAACAUUGCAGUGAUUUCCAAAUACGUCACAAUGGUCUAUGAGAGGGGUGGCCAAUCUUACCCAGAAAGGGCAGCUGUGUGUGCAGGUUUUCGCUCCGACUCCCUAAUUAGAUUAUUAAUUAGAGGACUGAUUGGCUGAAGAGUCCUCACACCUGGGUGGGUACAGCUGACAUACAGGUUACCCCAAAAACCCGCAAACACACCUGCCCUUUGUGGAUAAAAUUGGCCACUCCUGCUCUAUGAGAAGCCCAUUGGUUUAAUGGGACGGAAUGUGGAUCAGAUUAGAUUCCUUUAGAUUACAUUCCUUUAUUGUCAUUGUACAGAGAACAGAAUUUUUUUUGCAGCAGUCCCAACAGUGCAUUCACAUAUAACAAAUAAUUAAAAAUAUAAACUGAGGUAUAAUUAGAGUGCAGCGUAGAAGAAAAAAUUUGCAUAUGAACAGUGUUGGACAUAAAGCACAACAUAACACCAUUAACCCUGUAUGGACAUGAAACAGCAUAAAUAGAUGAGCUGUUGUACCGAGGGUGCUACCUGAUAUUGAUAUUAAUAUUGAUAUCGAUAGGUGAGCAAUUUGGGUGGUGAUGUUGCGGAUUAACCCGGGGAAUCGUAUGCUGAGCAUUUUUCAGCCUAUUUCUACCCAUGCGCUCUGUCCAUGAUCAUUUUAGUGAUACAAAAUAUGUGUCUGUGCUUUACUUCUGUAACCCUGUGGAGUGUCGAUCUGUAGAUGAGGAACCACAGACCGUACCCGGUCCUAGUGGGGAAACCAGUUGCAUUUUCAUGACCCCCUGUGGGUACUUUAAACUGUGGGAUGCAUUCGUGUUUCGCAAGCAGGAAGAAGUUCUCCUGUUUUUCUCACAAUGCAGAUAUUUGCAGCUAUACCUGUUUGUUCCUUCAGCUGUGGGCGCCAUCUCUUACCAUUCGACGUAUUGCAUGACCGGGACUUAUCUAAAAUGGCUAAGAGCUAUCGUGCAAUUGAUUCUACAAAUCAAACGAAACAGGAGCAAUCUUUUUAGAGACUUUCAAAAACUAAAAGAUAUUUUUUUAAGCACUUCAAGACUGAUGCGCAACGCUUCCGAGGGGACGUUUGCUAAGGCCCCGUAUUUUCAGCAUUCAGUAACUGGGUGGAGGCUGAAUUCCGCGCUGGUGAUGACUAUUAGGAAAGAGAUACUUCACUUUCUGGAUGCCGAGCGAGACGUUUCCGUGGUGAAGAGCAAUUUCAAGCCCGGCGACAUCAUCCACUACGUGCUGGACCGACGCAGGACCCUCAACAUCUCUCAGACGCUGCACAGCUUACUCCCUGACACAUCGCCGAUGAAGAACAGGCGCUUCAAAACAUGUGCUGUAGUUGGAAACUCUGGUAUUUUGCUCAACAGUGGAUGCGGAAAGGAAAUCGACAGCAAUGAUUUUGUUAUAAGGUGCAACUUGGCGCCACUUGCAAACUUCUCAGAAGACGUGGGGCUGAGGUCCGACUUCACCACCAUGAACCCCUCGGUCAUCCAGAGGGCGUUUGGCGGCCUCCGCAACGAGAGCGACCGGGAGAGGUUCGUGCAACGGCUGAUCAUGCUCAACGAUAGCAUUCUCUGGAUCCCGGCUUUCAUGGUGAAGGGGGGCGAGAAGCACGUCGAGGGUGUCAAUGAGCUCAUCUUGAAUCGGAAACUCCUGCUGAGGACGGCCUAUCCAUCGCUGAGACUCAUCCAUGCCGUGAGAGGAGAUGAGCAGCUGAGGUCACAGGGGAUGGGGGCCAUUGUGAUUGUUUUUUGGAGACCUCAUGCUGUGCUCCUUCAUGACGGGGUCGUCCCUUAACCGCACAGGACCUGAAAAUUGUGCACGAACCACGACGUGGCGUAUGGCGGCCAGACGGCCGUCGCGCCGAAGGAAGAGGAGCAACUAGACAGCUGCAUGAAUUCUAAAAAAGUUCAGCAGUCCAACUUGGCAUCACCGUUCAUUUCAAGGUCACCCUCUGCUUGGCUGUAGCUGUUAAUGAGGGUUUGCCGUGAUGCCUAGCAAAUGAACAUAUACUUAUUGUUAGCCUAGCAUGCUGCAGUGUUAUCUAAUACUGUCCAUUUUCUUUAUUCAUGCUUUAUUCUUUAUUUAGAAAGUGCAAUCCUGGCAUUUUGUAUGAGGCAGUAAAAAGAAAAAUAAUCCUUCAUAAUAAUAAAAUAUUUAGCAUUUAUUCACCUGAGCAUUGUACAGGUUUUGAGUGACAAUCAGAAGUACACUACAGUAGAGAAACUGAGGACAUAAACGUACAAAACUUAAUGGAUGCUGCUCAGAAGGGCCUUUUUGCUCUUUGUUUACGAUCCAUGUGUAGGUUGAAUGCUAACGGCAAAUCUCUUUAUGUGGGCUUCUUCCGGCUGUGCUUCAGAUUUAGCAAUGUGGUGUGUGUUAUCCUGCCUCUACAUGUGUAAACAUCCAGCCACAUCAAGGCAAACGACAGACACACUAUAGAUGAGAUUCUUCUGCAGCAAAACAGCGUAUUUUUAGCAUGGCGGGGUGUCUGACUUGCUGCUCAGUGCAGCACCCUGCACCUGCAGCAGCGUGGGUUUGAGGAACCUCCAUCCAUCCAUCCAUUUUCCAAACCGCUUAUCCUACUGGGUUGCGGGGGGUCCGGAGCCUAUCCCAGAAGCAAUGGGCACGAGGCAGGGAACAACCCAGGAUGGGGGGCCAGCCCAUCGCAGGGUUUGAGGAACCUGUCCAGGUCAAAGUGAAACCAAAAGUUAGCCAGGGUGUAUUGUACAGAUCUGAUUAGAUCAAUGAAGAUAAAAUAAUUCAGGGUUGACAAUCAGGGGCUGUGCACAUUUUUUUUUCCUGAUUUUGGUUGGUCAGCAUUAAUCACUUUUUUUUCUGUGACUCCCAAGAUGCACCUCUCUAAUGCAAUGAUAUCGGAAGUAGCUACAUGUAGUCUGGUUUAAGUUCCUUUUCUCGUCACAUAAACGUGUCUGUAAGGAAUUAAUAAUUAGGGACACAUUGCAGUCAGGAUUGGCCCAUUUCAGCCUCAUAGAAGGUGCAGCGGCAUAAAGGUCAAUCAGUCCAAACCGUCACUGAAGGGGAUUCAGCUGCUUACAGACUAUGAGGCUUCAUAUACGCUGAACAAGAAACAAUGUAUAUAUGUGGCUGAAAACUUUCUGCAACCUAUAGGAGUUCAAUAAAGAUUCUCAAACAUUGCUCUCUAAUUCUGAUGAAAUAUACAAACACUGUAGAUAUCUACACCAUAUAAUGGCCAUCCCUUCACUUUCGAGAGGGUUAGGGACAGAAUAUCCUUGCAAAUGUGAAGAUUUGCAAAUAAUACUUGGGUCCAUUAUUAAAAAUAAAUGGCAACUGAAAAGAUAACGAGAGAAAUGCGAGAUUCUACGGUCGCAAAGACAGCUAACACAUUAGUGAGGCUGGGUGCCGAAGAUGGUCCUAAGCCAAGAUGCGUAGGUUUUUUUUAAUAUCAAAAAUAACUUGAUUAUGAAGAUAUAGUAUGCACUUCGGCCUACAAUAACAAGUAUUGAAUAAGACUAAUAUCUAUAUGUUAUCUGAUUAUAUGUAAUAUCCAGAUCAUUUUCAGUGGGCCAGUUGUUUACAUAUUUUUGUCUUGCGCAUCAUCCAAAAAUAUCCUUAUUUAAUUUUUCACAACCAACUGAUGAAUAACUGAAAUCUAGAGGGGCAACUGUGUUAUUAAAUAUUCAUUUUAAUUAUUUCCUUAAUGCUCAAUAAAUGGCCUCCAUACUCUUAAAAAAUCUUUAUCUAUCGCAGGAAAUAAUGCGGCAAAAGGAUGUUUUUCCAGGCUUCUGUCUGAUGCGGGUUUCUACACUGCUAUAGACUCAGGGUUAGCAGUGUGACAUUGCUAUGAUUUAUGGCUAAAUGGCUUUAAGAAGUAUCGUUUUUUAUACAGAUGGUUUUUAUUUAUGAUGCAAUGCUGCGUUUGUUGCAGAAUUAUGGCAGAAGCUGUGUUCAUUUUCUUAAAUUAUUUAUAUAGUCUCUAUAUUUAAGCCGGCACAGUGGUGAAUUGGUGUUUCUAAAAUUACCCUUAGCAUAUUACCCGCAGUGGAAAUCUGUAGGUUGGCAUCCCGUGCAGUGUGUGACCUGCCCAGUGCCCUGUGCUUCCUGUGGUAAGCUCUCGGCUGGCUGCAAACAGACACUGCACUUGUUGUUAACAGUAAGUAUUGUCUGUAAUAGUAUUCAACUCAAUAGAUGCAUCUCCAAACAAAUUUGUCUUGUAUUGUCAUAGAAAAAAACCUUAAAACCACAGUUUUGUAUAAAAUAUGGGGAGUGUUGUGUCUUAGUGUGUUAGGAUACUGUACCCAUGAUUUGAGAGUCAUUGGUCAGUUAAAAUCCUGUGGUCGGCAGAGUGAUGUCACUGUCAGGCCCCUGAGCAAGGUGCUUAACCCCAGUUGCUCUAGCGAUUGUCUGCUUUCUCAACUGCACAUUUCAUUGGAAUAAAGAAUCUACCAAUUAAGUGUAAUAUAAAUACACUUUAAAGGGAAGCGUUAGACUACUGACAAAUUGUAGGUCAUCUGUUAUGGGAUAGAAGGCAGGAACAAAAAUACAAUUUUGGACCAUUUGUACUGAGGGAAAACGUGUGGAGCGAUUUUAUUACAUGCGGCCCGUUGCCCGUUACUUUGGCUGCCGUGGCCAGUGAUGCGCUUUUGCCUCAUUUCUGCCCUCUAGAGGACUGUAAGCUGUUCUUUGGACUUCUGCUGAACAGGUUUGUCAUUAAAGCAUCUGUGCCCUUUUUCAGGCUCAGACUUAUUUUUUAAAAUAUCCACUGUCUGUACUGAUAAUUAGUAAAAUGCCAUUUGCGCAAAGUCAAGGUACACUCUCUGACUUCUUCCUGCAAGAUUUUAUUACUUUCCUGUUUUUCGGAAAAUGAAUUACAAAAACAGACUCUCUCUAAAAAUAGUCCAAGUAAAAUAUGUCUGUACUCUAGAUUAUUAGUGGGUUUAUUUUUACCCCUCAGAUGACUUAUUUUCUGAUGUUUUCAUGUGUUGCCAUAGCAGCCAGCCAUUCAAUUUCUUUAAUCAAAUGUACAUGUGUUUCAGCUUUCAGCUUUAAAAGUAAGAACCCGAGACAUUUAGCUCUAAUGUGCAGAUAUGAUCGAUUGCUUUAACCUAAACCUCAAGCAAGGUGGGGGGGGGUGUUAGCACAUUGUUUGGGGUCCCCCACAUAUCCCCUACAUUGACCCACCAGGAAAAUGUCCAGUGUGCCGCACGGUCAACCUUAGCCCUGCAUGUACUUGCUAAAAAGUGGAUGGAUGGAUGGAUGGAUGGAUGGAUGGAGAUAGUAGAUUGUUUAAUACAACAUUGUUUUUUUUUUGUAUUCAUCAUGGGCUUCUUUUUUAAUUCAGCAUGUGCUCUAUGUGGCUGUAUAGAGUUUGGUCACUGAACCUGUGACAGGAAGGUCACCAGUUCAAAUCCCAUGGUCAGUAGAAUGGUUACAUCUCCACUGGGCCUUUUAACAAGACUCUUAACCCCGACAAACACUCCAGGGGUGCCAGAUAAAUGUUUGACCCUGCACUCUGACCCUAAACCUCUUUGUCACUGUCUCAAAGGAGAGCAUGAUGGGAUAUAUGAGAACUAAAGAAUUCUUAUGCAUCUGUAUCAUUUCAUUCAUUGAAAACUGUAACUAAAUCUCACCUCUUAUG